Messenger RNA from Columba livia (rock pigeon), 969 nucleotides. Its product is annotated as olfactory receptor 5AP2-like. Gene Ontology annotation, biological process: G protein-coupled receptor signaling pathway; sensory perception of smell. The coding region runs from base 1 to 969 and encodes 322 amino acids. The transcript has a single exon. Lineage: Eukaryota; Metazoa; Chordata; Aves; Columbiformes; Columbidae. The record is from RefSeq and is a predicted model, not a curated record. Gene Ontology annotation, molecular function: G protein-coupled receptor activity; odorant binding; olfactory receptor activity. Gene Ontology annotation, cellular component: membrane.
AUGGGGGGAAAUCACACACAGACCAAAUUCAUCCUCUUAGGAAUUACAGACAGCCCUUGUGUGCGGGCUCUUCUUUUUGGGUUGUUUCUGUUGAUUUACAUUGUCACUUUGGUGGGGAACAUUGGGAUUAUGGUGUUGGCUUGGGUGGUUCCCAGCCUCCACACCCCCAUGUACUUCUUCCUCACCCAUUUUUCAUUCGUUGACGUCUGCUAUUCCACAGUCGUCUCCCCCAAAAUGCUGGUGGACCUGUUAUCGGAGAACAAAACCAUUACAUUCGCUGGCUGCGCGAUGCAGUUCCACUUCUUUGCUUUCUUUGCCACUGUCGAGUGUUACCUCCUGGCCACCAUGGCCUACGACCGCUAUGUUGCCAUCUGCAACCCCUUGCUCUACGUGACGGUCAUCUCCAGCCACGUCAGGCGGCGGCUGGUGGCCUUGUCCUACCUGCUGGCCUUUCUCAGCGCCGCCAUCUACACCAGCUGCACGUUUGGGGGUUCCUUCUGCGGACCCAACCGGAUUGACCACUUCUUCUGCGACACCGGCCCCAUGCUGAAGCUCGUGUGCUCCGACACCCACACCAGUGAGAUGGUCAUCUUUGCCUUUGUCCUCAUAAACACGGUGGGCACCAGCACGAUCAUUUUGGUCUCCUACGCCUGUAUCCUCCACACGGUCCUGAGGAUGUGCUCGGCACGGAGCAGGUCCCGAGCCUUCCACACCUGCACUUCACAUUUGACAGCCAUUUCUUUAUUCUACGGGACGAUAUUCUUCAUGUACCUGCGACCUGCAUCGAGCCACAGCAGCCUGGAUAAGGUGACCUCCAUCGUCUACACUGUGGUCACCCCCAUGUUCAACCCCUUCAUCUACAGCCUGAGGAACAAGGAGGUGAAGGGUGCUCUGGUGAAGUGCAGGAGAAGAAUGCUAAACCUGUUAAACCGCUGUCUGUGCAAAAGAGCUGCAUCAGUUAGGCACUGA